AUGCUUCGGAAAUACUUUAAACAUGAUGUCUCGUGCGUGGAAAGCGGCGAAAAAGCUUUAAAUUUAUUAUCGAAAGAACAUUUUAAUUUAGUAUUUAUGGAUGUCGACAUGCCAAAUUUAACCGGGAUAGAAACAACGUUGGCAAUUCGUAAUUCAGACACGAUAUUAAAAGAAAACGUCCACGUUCCAGUUAUCGCCUAUACCACCAAUCAAUGGGAUAACGAAUAUUCAAAGGCAGGAAUGCCAUUACGUCCAACAACAGAGCUUUUCAAACUUCAUCUUGCCAAAAUGACAGAUAAACCACCUUUACCAGAUAAAUUACAUCAUAAACAAGCCAUAACAGACUAUCUAUCUCAACUUAACAAAUCAAUUAAAGAAACAAUAGAUAGCAGAUGGCAAAAUAUCGAUUUCUUUGAUAAUGUUUUACUUAUUUUAACGAUUCCUGCAGAGUUUGAUGAUAGUGCUAUUGCAACAUUGAGAGAAUCUGAAGCCGCAGCAAUUUAUUGUAUGAAAGUUCUUAAAGAACAUAAAUUAGAAGUGGGAGCUUCAUUUAUGGUUGUUGAUUGUGGAGGAGGUACAGUAGACUUGACAACAAGAGAAUUAUUAGAUGAUGAAAAAUUGUCAGAAAUAACGAUUAGGUCAGGAGAUUUUUGUGGCGGUAGUUACGUGGACAAAGAAUUCAUAAAAUUUGUCAGCGAGAAAGUAGGCGAGAAUGCCAUGGAAAUCAUUAUACAAGAUCAUUACUCACAACUCCAAUAUAUGGUUCAGGACUUUUGUAGAAAAGCCAAAUUACCUUUCACCGGUAAUAUGUUAGAAUAUGAAACCUACGAAUUAGAUAUAGAAGAAUUAUGUCCAUCAAUAAAACAAUAUAUUAUCGAUGAAGAAAAGAUUGAAGAGUUGGUUGAUUGUGAAUGGUUGAUUGAGUUAACAUUUGAAGAUGUUAAGGCAAUGUUUGAUCCUGUUAUAGAAAAAAUCAUCAAAUUGAUUAAUCGUCAACUCGAUAGUAACAAAGGCAAUGAAUGUUCAGCAAUGUUUUUGGUUGGUGGAUUUAGUGAAUCAAAAUACCUACAAUCAGUAAUCAGAAGAGAGUUUUCUAGUAGAGUAAAAAAUAUUUCAGUACCAAGUCAUCCUAUGGCAGCAAUUAUCAGAGGCGCUGUUAUGUUUGGGCUUAGAAAAGAAGUAAUCGUUGAUAGGAAAUUAAAAUGGAAUUAUGGAACUGAUGUUGUAAGACCGUGGGAAUCGACAGAUCCAAUGGAUCGUCGUUUACCAAAUGGAUUGAUUAAAGUUUUAAAUAUAUUGGCAGAAAAAGGUACAAAAGUGAAUGUGGACGAAUCAAUCACCACAGUUUAUGUACCCUAUUCGUUGUCUCAACGUAAAAUGAAUUUAGAUUUGUAUAAAACAGACAAAAAUGAUGCACAAUAUUGUGAUGAAGAUGACGAUGUUGAGUUAAUGGGUAAAUUUGUAGCAGAUCUACCUAGAACCGGUGAUUACAAUGAUAGAACCAUUUUGUUAACCUUAACUUUUGGUACUGUUGAAAUUCAAGCAAAUGCUAAAAGUAAAUUAACUGGUGAUGAAUUUAAUACUACUUUCGAGCUAGAUCUUUAA
Molecule: messenger RNA, 1605 nt
Organism: Entrophospora sp. SA101
Lineage: Eukaryota; Fungi; Glomeromycota; Glomeromycetes; Entrophosporales; Entrophosporaceae
Source: the annotation of a GenBank genome assembly